Thermochaetoides thermophila DSM 1495 is the source of this 3201-nucleotide messenger RNA. RefSeq lists its product as uncharacterized. Gene Ontology annotation, biological process: nuclear-transcribed mRNA catabolic process. The record is from RefSeq and is a predicted model, not a curated record. Gene Ontology annotation, molecular function: 5'-3' RNA exonuclease activity; RNA binding. The transcript is spliced from 2 exons. NCBI's taxonomy places the organism in Eukaryota, Fungi, Ascomycota, Sordariomycetes, Sordariales, Chaetomiaceae. Bases 1 to 3201 code for a protein of 1066 amino acids. Gene Ontology annotation, cellular component: nucleus.
AUGGGCAUUCCCGCUGCCUUUCGGUGGCUCUCCAACAAAUACCCCAAAAUCAUCUCGCCCGUCGUCGAGGAGCGACCCAUUGUCAUGCCCGAUGGCACCGAGAUUCCCGUCGACGCGACUCGUCCGAAUCCCAAUGGCGAGGAGUUCGACAACCUAUACUUGGACAUGAAUGGUAUCGUCCAUCCCUGCUCUCAUCCCGAGGACAAGCCUGCCCCCAAGGAUGAGGAGGAGAUGAUGAUCGAGAUCUUCAAGUAUACCGACCGCAUCGUCAAGAUGGUGCGUCCACGCAAGAUCCUCAUGAUCGCCGUCGACGGUGUUGCUCCCCGUGCCAAGAUGAACCAACAGCGUUCGCGCCGUUUCCGUGCUGCUCAAGAGGCUAAAGAGAAGGAGGAGGAGAAGAAGCAGCUGCUCAAGAUGCUCAGGAAGGAGAAGGGCAGUAACAUGCAGGAGGAACCGCUCGAGACUGUCGUCAAGAAGGCCUUUGACUCCAACUCCAUCACUCCUGGUACUCCCUUCAUGGAUAUUCUGGCCGCAAGUUUGCGCUAUUGGUGUGCCUACAAGCUCAACACUGAUCCUGCCUGGGCAAAGCUGAAGGUCAUCAUCUCCGAUGCCACUGUGCCUGGCGAGGGUGAGCACAAGAUCAUGGAGUUCAUCCGCUCCCAGCGCAGCUCUCCUGAGCACAACCCCAAUACCCGCCACGUCAUCUACGGCUUGGACGCCGACUUGAUCAUGCUCGGCCUGGCUACCCACGAGCCUCACUUUCGUGUCCUUCGUGAGGAUGUGUUCUUCCAGGAAGCCAAGGCCCGCUUGUGCAAGCUCUGUGGCCAGAAGGGCCACGACGAGCGCAGCUGCAAAGGUGAGGCAAAGCAGAAACAGGGCGAGUUCGACGAAAAAGACCACGCCCAACCUCUAAAGCCCUUCAUUUGGCUGCAUGUGUCCAUCCUGCGCGAGUACCUUGCUGCCGAACUGGAGGUUCCCAACCUCCCCUUCCGCUGGGACCUGGAGCGUGCCAUCGAUGACUGGGUUUUCCUGUGCUUCUUCGUCGGCAAUGAUUUCCUGCCUCACCUGCCUGCCCUUGAGAUUCGAGAGAAUGGCAUUGACACCUUGACCGCAAUCUGGAAAGACAACCUGCCCAUCAUGGGAGGUUAUCUCACAAAGGACGGCCAUGUUGACCUUGAGCGCGCUCAGUACAUACUCAACGGCCUGGCCAAGCAAGAGGAUGCUAUCUUCCGCCGCCGAAGAGAGGUAGAAGAGCGUCGCGAGGCCAACGCCAAGCGGCGCAAGCUGAACCAACAAGGUGCUCAUGCCAAAGGCGCCGCAGACUCUCACGCCGGCAAGUCGGGGAGAAAACACGUCCCCGAGGCCGCCGGUCCGCUUCCCGGAAUGGCCCUGUUCCCCAUCACGAAUCCUCCUCCGCCAGCCAUAACUCAUGACAUGGUUAUGAAGGGUCGUUCUGUCGACCAGGCUAACCUAGCCAACAAGAGUGCUGCUAGCGUGCUUAAGAGCCAAAUUCAGAGCAUGAUGGCACAGAAGGCCGCGACGAACGCGAACGGAGCCGAGAAAGAUGUUUCGGCCGAUGGCACAACCACCGCUCCCGCGUCGGCUCUCGGGAAGCGCAAGGCCGAGCUUAUCGAAGAAGACGCCGCCACGAACACCGACACCGACUCCGUUACUGACGGCACCGGCUCGGACAACGAGGGCCCCGUCGAUACCGUACGACUCUGGGAAGAGGGGUAUGCUGACCGCUAUUACGAACAAAAGUUCAAGGUGGAUCCCAAGGACAUCGAGUUCCGGCACAAGGUUGGGCGUGCCUAUGCCGAAGGCUUGGCCUGGGUGCUUCAGUACUACUAUCAGGGCUGUCCCUCUUGGGAGUGGUUCUACCCUUACCACUACGCCCCGUUUGCCGCGGAUUUUGUCGACCUUGCCAAGAUGGAAAUCAAGUUCGAGAAAGGCCGCAUCUCUCGCCCCUUCGAGCAGCUCAUGAGCGUCUUGCCUGCCGCCUCACGCCAUGCCAUCCCCGAGGUCUACCAUGACUUGAUGACUGACCCGAACAGUCCUAUCAUCGACUUCUAUCCGGAAGAAUUCGAAAUUGAUCUGAAUGGCAAGAAGAUGGCUUGGCAAGGUGUCGCUUUGCUGCCUUUCAUCGAGAUGCCGCGUCUCUUGGCAGCGAUGAAAGAGAGGGAACAUCUGCUUAGCGAGGAAGAUAGGGCUCGCAACGAACCGGGCUUUGAUGUUCUGCUGAUUUCGGACGCCCAUCCUGGUCUGUACGAGGAUAUUACGAGCCACUUCUACUCCAAAAAGCAGGGUGCUCCAAAGUUUAAGCUCAACCCAAGACGUAGUGAUGGCCUGGCUGGCAAGGUUGAGAAAAUUGAGGGUUACGUCCCUCACGGCUCUCUGGUUUACCCCUUGGCAAGGAAUUCCAUGCCGGAUGUUGACUACGACCGGUCUAUCACUGUUCGUUACAUCAUGCCUAGCAGCGCUCACCAGCACAAGUCAAUGCUUCUCCGUGGGGUUAAGCUCCCCCCGCCUGCUCUCAGCAGAAGCGACAUCGAGAUCAUCCGAAGCAAAGCCAAGAAUGCUGGUAGAAGCUAUGGUGGUGCGCCUUUACGGAACAAUUACAACAGCAAUGGCAGUCGUCGUGAACAGCCGAUCAAUUACGCAGCCAACGCUCCUUCGGCCCUGCCCUCUCGCAAUUAUGGCAGCUACCCAGGCAAUUACGGUGGUGCUAACAACUACGGCAAUGGUUACGGCAGCGGCUACUAUCCUCCUCCUGGAUGGCAGCCCCCUCCUCCCGGAUAUCCCGGGUUCGGCGUUGGCGUGCCGCCACCGCCACCUCCUGCUCGCCUAGCCGGUACCCCCGGUGGCUAUGGUCAAGGCUACGGUCAAGGCUACGGUCAAGGCUACAAUCAAAGCUACGGCACGGGCUACGGGUCGGGCUAUAGUUCGAGCUACCAACAGAGUGCUCCGGACCGCUACCGUCCGGCGCCUGCGCCUCCGCCCCCCUCGACACACGGUUAUCAUAGUGGCUAUCAGAGCCAGCAGAGCUAUCAGGGCCAGCACCACCGCGCUGGUCCUCCGCUUCCUCCAUCCUCGAACAACACGAGACGAGAUGGCAGGUACGAUGACAGAAGGGGUUACGAUGAUCGGAGGGAUGCUAGGAGAGAUAAUAAUCCCUACAGGGAUGAGAGGCGCUAUCGUUAG